Messenger RNA from Doryrhamphus excisus (bluestripe pipefish), 2099 nucleotides. RefSeq names its product occludin b (gene oclnb). The record is from RefSeq and is a predicted model, not a curated record. Gene Ontology annotation, cellular component: cytoplasmic vesicle; bicellular tight junction; apical plasma membrane. NCBI's taxonomy places the organism in Eukaryota, Metazoa, Chordata, Actinopteri, Syngnathiformes, Syngnathidae. Gene Ontology annotation, biological process: bicellular tight junction assembly.
ACAAACACUUUUAAAGUAUUAAGGGUUAGUGGAAUGGACAUAUGAUUUGUUGUGCAGCACCAGAAAACUGAGAACUUGAGCGAGGUAUUGAUGAAAUACACAGGGCGGCCAUGUUGUUUUGAAACAGUGAGAGCUGUGUGUUGUGUGUCGGAAACAGGGAGUAAAACAGGUUAGUCCAGUAAGACUGAGGAGGAGCAGGUGUGAUGAGCACACACCUUGGUAGUCUCACUUUUACCUGCUGAAGAACACAGGUAUCAUCUUCUUGUCCCUCGUCAAAAGAAUAAGUGGACGUCACAAUGCCAGGUGAUAAAAGCAGCAUUCCACCAUACCAGCCCAGUGGCAACAAACACCGACACAGGCAUAGCGAGCACACGUCCAACCCCGUCUUUUCCUACCACCCAGGAGACAAGAUGCUUCACUUCUAUCGCUGGAGUUCACCGCCCGGUGUAAUGAAGAUACUUUGUAUCUUGAUCAUCAUCAUGUGCGUGGCAGUGUUUGCCUGCGUGGCCUCCACGCUUGCCUGGGACUAUGACGUCAACACCUUAGGUCUGGGCGGUGGUAGCGGCGGCCUGGUGCCAGGUUUCGGCUCAUUUGGUGGCGGCGGAUUUGGCGGCGGAUUCGGCGGCAACUUCGGGGGCGGGGGCUUUGGAAGCGGCUCUUUUGGAGGUGGCAGUUCCUUCUCUGGUGGCUACGGCUACGGAUCUCAGCUGGAUCCGAAGGCCGGCAAAGGCUUCAUCAUUGCCAUUGCCGCCAUCACCUUCAUCGCUGUGCUCAUCAUUUUUGUGCUGGUGGUGUCAAGACAAAGCGCUGCCCACUCGUCAAAGUUCUACCUGGCAACAAUCAUCAUCUGCGCCAUCUUGGCCUUUCUGAUGAUCAUUGCCACCAUCGUGUACCUGGUGGCAGUCAACCCAACUGCACAGUCCUCGGGGUCCAUUUACUACAACCAGAUCCGCCAGCUGUGUGCCCAGUACCAGAACCAGAACCAAGCUCAGGGUAUCUUCAUCAACCAGUACCUAUACCAUUACUGUGUGGUGGAACCCCAAGAGGCCAUCGCAAUUGUCCUGGGCUUCCUGGUGUUUGUGGCUCUAAUCAUUCUGCUGGUGUUUGCGGCCAAGACUCGCUCCAGCAUUCGGCGCUGGGGUCGAGACCGUAUUCUGUGGGAGGAUGUGAAGGUGGUCAGCGAUGGUCUGCAUCACAGCGUUGGAGAGUGGGUGAACAAAGUGUCCGGCGAGCCGGAGACGCUGCUGAAUGACUACAACGAUCAGGUGGGGGCACCUCAGGGUUACGGUGACCACAACAAGCCCAUUUACAUACCAGGGGGUUCGGAUGUUUCUGUGGACGGCGUGGUCAGACUGAAGGAUUUUGACACUGGUGCUGACUCAGCAGAUGAACUUGAGGAGGAGAACUUCAGCAAGUUGUUUCCCUCCAUUGUGGAUGAAGAGGAACGUCUGGCCUACAAACAAGAGUUUGACCGGGACUACCAUGAGUACAAAAGAAUUCAGGCUGACCUGGACUCCAUAAACCAACGCCUCGCGUAUCUGGAUGGAGAGCUGGACAAACAUCCCGAGGGAAGUUCGCAGUUUCUGGACGCCAUGGACGAGUACGUCUCUCUGAAGAACGUGAAGAAAAGUCCAGACUACCAGAUCAAUAAGAGACGAUGCCGAAAUCUCAGGUCCAAGCUUUCACACAUCAAAAAGAUGAUCAGUGACUACGACCAUCGGCCUUGAAUUGAAUCUACAGCGUUUAUGCAUGAAGUGAAAAAAAAAAACAUAUUUUGGUUGUUUUUGUUUUUUUUUUUUCUCCACAUCCCUUAAUAUAUUUUUAUAAAGUGAAGGGAUCAUUUGAGGUGUUUGUACGUUUUAUUUUUUCCUCACAGUUGAGUCAAUUCUAAUUCCUCAACAAAGAACAACUUUAAAUAAGGUUGAAAAUGUUAUAUAUAUACACUAAUUAAAUGUAUAGUUUAUGAUUUUGCAGUACUGUAAAUGACGUCUUUUUUUUCCCUGAUAUUUGAAAUAUAUUGUAAAUUUGCAGACGAUAUUUGGUUUACAUGUGAAUGUUUAUUUUUAGGUACAUUUAAAUAAAAUGCAUUCCUCUGGACA